CCUCGACUGAUUUCAUACUCCUUAUCGCGGGGAACAUGUCGCAAAGGUCAAAUGUUUAUACUUUUCAGUUCUUCUAGACAAGAGACGCAAAACAUUACAUAGCUUUUAUCUAAAAAAAAGGAAAAAAAUUAUACCCACAGACAAUGUCUAGUAGUAGAGUAUUCAAAACAAAACCAACGAAAACAAAAGACAGGUACGACUUCCUACAAGACGUGUAAUCGAUUCCUCUAAAUCUACGUUCUUUCCUAUCCCAUACUGAAUAUUAUUAACUCGGAUUCAAUCAAACUGUUUCCCAUGUCUCCAUCUCCAUUACAUAAACAUUCAAGAGCUGGAAACAAUUCUGUGACUUCUUUCGUUCUUUCUUUCUUGAUUGAUAGUUAUGGCUUCUUUGUGUUUGACCCACAUCAGAGGGAGGAAUUCUGUGACUGAGCUUACUCGGCCGAGUUUGAGAACACAACGUGGCAGGAGUAAAGUUGGGUUCUUCAGGUUGGUGGGUUCUCUGGGUCAGGGAGAACCUGAUUUGAGCGUCACUGUAAAUGGGUUGCAAGAGGAAAGAAAUGAAAGAGUCAUGCUAUGUGGAUGUUCUCUUGAUCAUAUAUAUACACAUAUUUUUUCUGGGGGUUGGUCGAGUGAUGAUGGAAGUGGGAUCAUAUCAAUGCUGAUGUUUAAGAUACAGGUGUCACUAGAUGCAGCGAAAGUUGUAAAUGUAACUCCUCGAUAUGCUCAGCUACGAGCAGGUGCAAAUGGCUCAGCCAAGGGGCAAAUUAUUGGUUGGGAGAAUAUAGAACUCGAGUAUGACAAAGCUGCUUGGGAGGAACUCAUUGACCGAGUAGAGCAAACUGGAAUUGAUGCCUUAGAAAUCAAUUUCUCAUGUCCUCAUGGAAUGCCUGAGCGUAAAAUGGGUGCUGCAGUUGGCCAAGAUUGUGCGCUAUUGGAAGAGGUUCGUGGAUGGAUUAAUGCAAAAGCUACAGUCCCAGUAUGGGCAAAGAUGACUCCUAACAUCACUGACAUAAAACAGCCAGCUAGGGUGGCAUUACUAUCCUUAUGCGAGGGAGUGUCUGCUAUUAAUACCAUCAUGAGUGUUAUGGGAAUAAAUCUGAAAACCUUACGGCCAGAGCCUUGUGUUGAAGGAUAUUCAACUCCUGGGGGUUACUCUUCCAAAUCAGUCCAUCCUAUUGCACUAGAGAAAGUAAUGAGUAUUGCUAAAAUGAUGAAAUCAGAAUUUGAUUUGGACCAACACUCACUUUCUGGUAUUGGAGUUGUUGAGACCGGUGGUGAUGCUGCCGAGUUUAUUCUUCUCGGAGCAAAUACAGUUCAGGUCUGCACUGGGGUUAUGAUGCAUGGAUAUGGCCUUGUGAAGAAACUCUGUGAAGAGCUGAAGGAUUUCAUGAAAAUGCACAACUUCUCAUCAAUAGAAGAUUUCAGAGGAGCAUCUCUUGAGUAUUUCACAACGCACAUGGAUUUGGUGCGCCGGCAACAAGAAGCCAUGCAACAGAGGAAAGCUAUCAAGACAGGUUUGCAGUCUGACAAGGAUUGGACUGGAGAUGGUUUUGUUAAGGAGUCGGAGAGCAUGGUUUCCAACUAAUUAAAAAAAAAAAACUGCAGCAGGUCUCUCAGUUGUUUGAUAAAAAUAAAUGGGAUUUACCAGGUUAGCCCAUCGGCCAGAGUGAGUUUAAUAAGUAUGCGUCCAACUGCUGUAAAACAGUUUUUUGACAGGCAGCAAAGAUAGUGAAAGUUGUUCAAUACUACUGUAUAUUUGUUCUCUCUUUACAUGACCAUGUGGAGCAUACAGCAAGGAUUCAUUGUCAAGCAGUAAGGAAAAAUAUAUCAGCACAGAAAAUCUUGAAUCCUAUUGGGCUAAUAAAUCUUCUUGUAUUUUUUUAUACAAGAAGAUUGUGUUCUUCCCCUCCAAUUGAAUGAAUUGGUCUAGCAUUAGCAGCAUUGUUAUGGUUA
Messenger RNA from Populus trichocarpa (black cottonwood), 1953 nucleotides. Its product is annotated as dihydropyrimidine dehydrogenase (NADP(+)), chloroplastic-like. Gene Ontology annotation, cellular component: cytoplasm. Gene Ontology annotation, biological process: uracil catabolic process; thymine catabolic process; UMP biosynthetic process. The transcript has 8 exons. Lineage: Eukaryota; Viridiplantae; Streptophyta; Magnoliopsida; Malpighiales; Salicaceae. Bases 380 to 1585 code for a protein of 401 amino acids. Gene Ontology annotation, molecular function: uracil binding; dihydropyrimidine dehydrogenase (NADP+) activity; iron-sulfur cluster binding. The record is from RefSeq and is a predicted model, not a curated record.